AUGUUUGGCUCUACUUUACAAAGUGGAUCUAAUGGUUCAGGGAACACUAAUAAUAACUGGGGAUCGUCCACAGGGUUUUCGAAAGCAUCAUCGUUUAGUGGUGCAUCUGGUGGACCUGGUGGAGGAAGUUUGUUUGGGAACUCAUCUGCAAAGGACACUAAUUCUACAGGAUUAUUUGGCAAUUCAUCCUCGAAUGCAACUAAUCCUGGAGGAUUAAUCGGGAAGCCACUUUCAAACACUACCAAUACAGGAGGAUUGUUUGGAAAUCUGAGCAAUACAAAUACUGCCAAUACAGGAGGAUUAUUUGGAAAUCUGAGCAAUACAAACCCAACAAGUGGAGGACUUUUCAAUAAUAAUAAGCCAACAGCACCAGGUGGUUUAUUUGGUACAUCUUCGACGAACGCUGCACCUAGUAAUAAUUUAUUUGGAUCAUCGCUGGGAAAUACGGCCAGUUCUGGUACUAGUUUAUUUGGUAACACAGCAAGUUCAAUGGCAGGUUCGAGUAACCCUAAUACCAAUGGGAAUUUGUUUGGAGAAAGCGCUAAAAAUAAUUUAUUUACUAAUAAUGCAUUGUCUAAUCAGACAUCAAUUCCAUCCAAUAAUAGUUCCGCGAACCCGUACAGUUAUGAUCAAGUUUUCAAUGAUUUGCAAAAGACUGAUUCGAUAAUGCCAAAAUCUGUCACGGAAGAUUUGUUUGCUAACACAAGUAAUAAGGAAACAUCUGAAAGGAAGAGAAUGUUUACUCCUGUGGAUAAAUCAAAGCAUACUCCAAAGGGUUCAUCAUUAUUAUCCAAGUUGGGACAAACGUUAAAAUACUUUAGAUAUUCCAAUUCCCCUGCACAAUCAAAUAACUUUGCAUCAGUUAAAGGAUUAUUUACCCAAGCGAAUUUUUUGACUUCGAAAGACAAACAAAGUAUUUUGCCUAAAGCUACAAAAUUAGCACCCAAACGAAUCACGAAACCUUCAUAUAAUACAUCUUUAGAAAAUAGAGGCAUAAAGAGAUUGGUCAUAAAAUCUAAGCCCUUGAAGUUUCAUUUGAUCGACGCUGAUAAAGUCUUGAAUACAAAAAAGAGGCGUAUUGUAUCUGAAGUAGUACUGUCAGACAAAUUGUUAACUGAUAAUUACUUGAGUGAUGAAGAUGAUUCUGAUAAUGAAAACUUUAUUAAUAGAAAACGCGAGGAUAUCGCUUCUCGCUUCCCAUACAAAAUUAGCACAAAUGACGAGAAAGCAAAUAGUAAAAAUACUGAUCAAGUCCUUGGAGGAGAAAACAUUGAUGAAAAUAAUGACCAGAAUUUGGAUGACAAGGAUACUAAUAAUGGCUACUGGUGUACUCCAUCACUUAAGGAGUUAUCAGAGUUAUCAGUUCAAAGAUUAGCAAACGUGGAGAAUUUUAUAAUUGGAAGAAUUGGACAGGGACAGAUAGCCUAUAACUAUCCUGUGGAUUUGUCAGGCGUGGCUAUAUUUUGCGAAGAAAACAAUUCCACUUUGAACAAAGAACUAUUUGGCAAGAUUGUCGAGAUAGGAAACAGAAUUGUUAAGGUUUAUCAGGAUGCUGAAAACAAACCUCCUAUUGGAUUUGGUUUAAAUAUUCCUGCCACGAUUUCUUUAGAAGGUAUACAACCAAGGAAGGGAGAGUCAAGAUCUGAUUUCAUUAGAUAUUUACAACGCCAAGUGGGUAUGGAAUUUGUAACAUAUGACCCUAUUACUUGCAUUUGGACUUUUAAGGUUAAGCACUUUAGUAUGUGGGGUUUGGUAGACGAGGAAGGUGAAUUUACAAGCAAUAAAAAUCAACUUGCAGAAAUGAAGAGAAAACAGGAUUCUAAAGAAGACGAAGCCGUUCUUGAAUAUUCAAGAAUCUAUGAAGAUGAAAAAUUCAAACAAGAAUUGAAAAAGCAAAGGGUUAGUACUUAUACGAGUGGAUUACCUGGUGGUUGGGAUUAUAGCCAGAUUAUGCAGAAUAGUCCGAUGAAAACUAAGAGAAACUUGGUUACCGAUGAAAUAAACAACCAAUUGGAUUUAUACAAGCAAGAACAAACGACUAAUGCAUUAACUUCAAACGUGAGCGAUAUCACCAUAGACUCAGACGAAGAAAGUCGCUCUGCUUCACCCGACAGUUUUGUUUUUGGUAUUCCUGAUAGUUCUCAUGCUCCAUUCGAGAAAAAGAAUUUCGAUUAUUUGAAGCAGUUUAUAAGUGUGCUCCCUAAAGAUGUAGAUAUGUCUCAAAUAAUUAAUGAGAAGGCCUACGAACCUGAAAUCACAAAUGAUGCUAUGUUUGAUAACAUUCAAUUGAAGCCUAACUUAGCGGUGUCUGAUGACUGGUUAGUGCAAUUAGAAUUAUGUAAUGAUGUUAAUUCCUCGUUGACACCAUACAUAACCGAAUCAUGUAAGGUUUCUGGGGAGGAUAAGAAUAGAAUUACGGCGGCAAAGAUUGAUGAUAUACUUUUUCCUGAAUUUAAUAGAGAUUCCUUAUCUAUGAACCAUGUCUCAACUCCUAUCAAUUCAAAGAAAUUUUCCAAUCUAGAAGGGUCAUCAUUAGAAAUGUACGAGGAAGUAUAUCCACGCAAUGUAUCAAAGGUCAUCUACCAUAUGUUGUCAAGAUCUAUGAUUUCCACACGCUCAAAUAAGUUCCCCAUCGUUGAAAGCAACUCUAACUUCUCAUUUGCUGAUAUUUCUCUAAACGAGAAUUCUACCGACGAAGAAGAACAAAUACUUAAACUCGGAUCUGCCCUUUUUGAUGAGCAUAAGUUAAAUGAAUAUGACGAAUAUAAAGACGUGAACAUUUCAGAUUCUCAUUUAGUGAAGUAUUUGGAGAAUUUACAACAAAAGAAAAAUUUUACCGAAUGGCUCAAGGUAUAUAAUGGGUCAACAAUAGAGCAAUUGAUUGAGAAAAAUAAGUCUGAUAUGUUAGAGUAUAUCUUCAUAAAAGUAUGCGGAGGAUAUUUAAAAGAUGCUAUAAAUCUUGCUAUGGAUUCAAAUAAUGCUCACUUAUCUGUUAUACUUACUUUGAUUGAUUCAAAUGAUGAUGCAGUGAAGUCAACAGCAGUAAAUCAAUUACAAUACUGGUCAGAUACAUCGUCGUUAAGCAUAAUUCCGAAGCCGAUUGUCAAGAUUCACAAAAUACUCUCGGGAGAUUUCAGCGAAGUAUUAUCAGGUUUGCCAUGGAAUAUUUCCUUGGCUAUCAAAUUAUUCUACGGUGAUAACACUUUGAAAUUGCACGAAUUGAUUCAAGAGUUUCAAGACGGAAUAGUUGAAAGUGGUCCAAUAUAUGAUAUCUUAACUUUGUAUAACCAGAUUCAUACCAAAGAUAAAAAUCAAGCUUUACAGUUGAUCAAAAGCUCGCAUUUGAAUAUAAAGUUAAAGUGGUUUUUCAAUAAAGUCUUGUCUAGGGGAGAUGCUAGUUUUGAAAUUCUCAGUACGGACCUAUCCUUAUCUUUUGGUAACUUCUUAGAAAAGAUUGGGUUAUGGAAGGAAUCCAUAUUCGUCUAUUCACAUAUAUCAGAUGAUAAAGAAAAUGAAAGAGUGAUCAGAAAUUUGGUCAUAUCUAAUAUAGACCAAAUCAAGAGCUCACCUGAUGAGGAAACUUAUAUUACCAAGGUUUUGAAGGUACCCCAAAGUCUAAUUUAUGAAGCUGUUGCUAUUCAGGAACACUCAUUAGGUAAUUACUGGGAAGAGUGUGAGGCUUUGGUAACUGCAAAAUUAUGGAAAAAAGCCCAUGAAUGCAUAAUUAAAGAAUUAGGCCCUUUGACUGUCAUUUCCAAUAAUGAUGAAUCUAAGAAUCGCUUGCAAAGCUUGAUUGCCAAAUUUCCCGAAUCGGGCCACAUCAUUCCUCUGUGGUCACAAGGUGCUGGCAUUUAUGACAAUUUUGUUUCUCUCUCUCAAGAGGAAAUACAGGAAAAAGCGUCUCUGGAUGUACACACAUUAUUGGUUUCGUUAUUAUCCAAUUUGCCGUUACUUCAAGAUUACAACACUUCUAAGUGCCGAAUUGCAUCGAAGUUAAUGUCCAAAAAGGUUGGUGAUAUCGCUCUUAACUAUGCAGACCAAAUCGGAAACAUUAAAGGAUUGAUAUUAUCUCUUCCACUAGGCGAAGUUGAACGGAACUACUUCAAUAUUCGCUUGCAGCUGGUGAAUAUUUAG
Molecule: messenger RNA, 4134 nt
Organism: Debaryomyces hansenii CBS767
Lineage: Eukaryota; Fungi; Ascomycota; Pichiomycetes; Serinales; Debaryomycetaceae
Product: nucleocytoplasmic transporter
Exons: 1
Coding region: 1-4134 (1377 amino acids)
Biological process (GO): post-transcriptional tethering of RNA polymerase II gene DNA at nuclear periphery; protein import into nucleus; RNA export from nucleus
Cellular component (GO): nuclear pore cytoplasmic filaments; nuclear pore
Molecular function (GO): structural constituent of nuclear pore
Source: RefSeq, a predicted model, not a curated record